AUGAAAUUCAGAUUUAAAGAUAGGGAGAGCCAGAGGAAGAGAAGUUUGACACAACGCACCAGUGUGUCACUGCCCAAGGAUCUGUAUCUGGUGAUUAUAGCAAUGACUUCAGAUCGGAAAGUUCACACUUUCGACGAGGUCGCAAAGCACAACCAGACCAAGGAUUGUUGGCUUAUCAUUUCAGGGAAGGUUUAUGAUGUCACCCCUUUCAUGGAGGAUCAUCCCGGAGGUGACGAGGUUUUGUUGUCUGCCACAGGGAAAGAUGCAACCAAUGAUUUUGAAGACGUGGGACACAGUGAUUCUGCAAGAGAUAUGAUGGAAAAAUAUUACAUUGGUGAGAUUGAUGCAUCAACUGUUCCCCUAAAGCGGACCUACGUUCCACCACAGCAAGCUCAAUACAAUCCUGAUAAGUCUUCAGAAUUUGUGAUCAAGAUCUUGCAAUUCCUGGUCCCUCUCCUGAUAUUGGGCUUGGCCUUUGUUGUCCGGCACUACACCAAGAAAGAGUAA
This is a messenger RNA of Sphenostylis stenocarpa, 507 nucleotides long. NCBI's taxonomy places the organism in Eukaryota, Viridiplantae, Streptophyta, Magnoliopsida, Fabales, Fabaceae. The record is from the annotation of a GenBank genome assembly.